AAGCAGUGUGAAGCAUUUAGAACGUGAGUCUAUUAUCCUCUACUUCUUUUGUGUGAAAUAGAUAAGAUAACUAACAACCCCGCUUCAUGUUCGAUACCAGUGUGCAUCCAUCAUGGCUCGACCAUUGCUUUGUUCAACCGGAUCCGAUCGCAAACCGUGUCGACAAAGUAUCUCGGAGUCAACGAAGCAAAGACAACCUAUACUGGAUCACUCUCCUAUGUGGCACGCCCCAGCUCUUGGGAUCCGUUUGUCAUUUGGGCCGUUGACGGUGAAACUGGUCCGAUUCAUUAUAACCAGCAGGUCAUGCUGCAGUGUAUCAAAACAGGCGUGAUGAGCCCCGUGAUGACUGUACGUAAAGGUACCCUGAGACAGCAAACCAACGAGAUUGGCGACCCUGUUUCGCAAUUACACCGAGUGGCAUUCGAACUGGCCGCUCCUGCUGGGGCAGCGGGUCGAGGAGCAGCAGGAGGCGUUCAUGUUGGUGGAAAACAGUACCUGGCAUGUAUCAACGAUACAGUACUUACCACAGCUUUAGAUCCGGUGGCUGAUACGGCAAUCUGGACAAUCAUUGGUACCGAUUGUGCGACAUAUACAUUCUGGAGGCCUGACAACAAUAAUAUUAGCGAUAAGGCUUUCCCCAAUUCUACUCCUUCCACCGCUGGUGGUGUCGUCACUCCGUUUCCAGAUGUGCAAUCUGUGACGGCAGAAGGCAAGGACCGUCUAUUGUUGCUGGGCAACCAUCUGACAAAGCUUCUUUCCGUUUAUCUUGGCGACGUCAAAUGCUGUAGCUUGUCUUAUUCCCAUGGUAGCGACAGCAUUGCCUGCAUUAUCCCUUCCGUCGACGCACUAGCUGCAAGCUCGGCAUGCACCUGCCUUGACAAUGGCACUCGUCGGCUACCAAUAAUCAUGGUACGUGAGUCGGAUGGUACUGCUUACCGUACAAACCAUUUCUAUACCUUUUGAUCCUUUUUGUUCUUCUUUUGUUCGUUCCCCAACCUCAUUCUCGCUCUACAUUCAAAUUCAACCAAUCAUCGUUUUUGCCUUCAUUAUAAAGCUGUAGAUAGUAGUAGUAGUAGUAAUCGUAUAUGUAAUGUAAAUAGAAUUUUUCAAUAUUAAGGUACAAAGCAACAAAAAAAUGUACAAAAAA
Messenger RNA from Zychaea mexicana, 1147 nucleotides. RefSeq lists its product as uncharacterized. Gene Ontology annotation, biological process: regulation of transcription by RNA polymerase II. Gene Ontology annotation, molecular function: DNA-binding transcription activator activity, RNA polymerase II-specific; RNA polymerase II cis-regulatory region sequence-specific DNA binding. The record is from RefSeq and is a predicted model, not a curated record. The transcript has a single exon. The coding region runs from base 304 to 963 and encodes 219 amino acids. NCBI's taxonomy places the organism in Eukaryota, Fungi, Mucoromycota, Mucoromycetes, Mucorales, Lichtheimiaceae.